This is a messenger RNA of Tribolium madens (black flour beetle), 740 nucleotides long. RefSeq lists its product as uncharacterized. The transcript has 5 exons. Bases 70 to 630 code for a protein of 186 amino acids. Lineage: Eukaryota; Metazoa; Arthropoda; Insecta; Coleoptera; Tenebrionidae. The record is from RefSeq and is a predicted model, not a curated record.
UCAAAAUACUGUUGUGUUACUUGUCAUUAUGGCAGAAACUUGUUGUAUUAAUUAAUUUAAAUCAAAAUAAUGGAACUUGACGAGGUUUUGGCAAUAUUAAGAAAAAACACGAGAUCGUCCACUGGGACACUCAAUAUUUUUCGUGAAUGUGAGCCACCAAUUACAGUGGAACCGACUAUUAUAAAACCUAACGUUAACGAAGGAUAUUUGUUUAACUUGGGCAAGAAAAUAAAACCUGCUGUACAAAAUAACAUUGAAAAUGCUUCUGAAACUGUGAAAAUUAAUGCUCAAUUUUUGGAAAAAGAACGGUCUGAAGUGAAAAUACUGGAACGAGAACUUGCAAAUUUAAAUGCCGAGUUUGAUGCAAAGAAAAGCAAACUUGAAUUAGUAAAAAAACAGUGUCAAUCCCACAAUGAGAAGCUGAAACGGCUUCAGAACCUAGAGAACUGCAUUAAAACAUACAAGUUACUAACUGGUACACAUUUUGAUUAUAAAAUAUCCAAUACUGGUUAUGUAAAAGCCGACAACUCUCUAGAUUUUGAAGUCUUCAAUUACAGUGGUUCUGAAUUGAGUCAGGAGGAAAUAGUCGGGAAAUUAUGGGCGUUGUUGGAGAAUAUGGUAGAGAAAUAGUAAAUAAAAAAAUCUGAAUUUACUGCUUCUUCUUUACUGUAACUGUUUUAAAAAUUUUGUAUGAAUGGAAAACACUCGCGCUGGUUGCAAUAGCAAAACCAACAACAAAC